Molecule: messenger RNA, 1943 nt
Organism: Heteronotia binoei (common prickly gecko)
Lineage: Eukaryota; Metazoa; Chordata; Lepidosauria; Squamata; Gekkonidae
Gene: TREH
Product: trehalase
Exons: 15
Coding region: 1-1866 (621 amino acids)
Biological process (GO): trehalose catabolic process
Molecular function (GO): alpha,alpha-trehalase activity
Source: RefSeq, a predicted model, not a curated record
AUGCCUUUCCCAGCCUGGUGGGUGCUGCUGGGCAUCUGUGCGGCUGUCCCGGGGCUGCAAGCAGUGGCAGGCAGCUUCCCACCCCCUUGUGCCAGGCGAGUUCUGUCAGUUGCUGAGGGCGGACCACGGUGCAAGGGCCUGUCUGGGGAGCUGGAGCAAGAGCCCCCCCUGACCCCUGGGGCCGCCUUCUCCAGCCAGGUCUACUGCACUGGGGAGCUGCUGAGGCAGGUGCAGAUGAGCAGGCUCUUCCCCGACGACAAGCACUUUGUGGACAUGCCCCUGCGAGGGAGCCCAGAGGAGGCUCUGCAGGACUUCCAGCAGCUGGUGAAUGCCAUGCCCGGCAGGGCUGUGUCCAAACAACAGCUGAUGGACUUUGUAGAGAGUCACUUCUCUCCCCCUGGGCAGGAGCUGGAUCCCUGGGAGCCUGCAGACUGGACCCAGAGCCCAGAGCUGCUCGGGCGGAUUUCUGACCAGAGGCUGCGCUCCUGGGCCCAGGCGCUGAACGCCAAGUGGAAGGUGCUGGGCAGAAAGAUCAAAGCUGACGUCCAGACCAGACCAGACCGCUACUCCCUGAUCUACGUGCCGAACCCACUGGUGGUGCCCGGGGGGCGAUUCAGAGAGUAUUACUACUGGGACUCCUUCUGGGUCAUGGAAGGACUGCUGCUCUCCAACAUGACGGCCACGGUGAAGGGCAUGAUCCAAAACUUCCUUCAUCUGGUGGAGAAGUACGGGCACGUCCCCAACGGAGGCCGGGUGUACUACGAGCGCCGGAGCCAGCCGCCUUUCCUGACCCUCAUGAUGGAGGCCUACCUGAACCGCACCCAGGACUUGGCCUUCCUCAACCAGAGCCUCCAUCUCCUGGAAGAGGAGUACCGCUUCUGGCAGGAGCAGAGGGCUGUCAACAUCAGCGUGGGGGGCCAGGAGCACUCCUUGAACCGCUACAGCGUGCCGGUGGGGGAGCCCAGGCCGGAGUCCUACAGCAAGGACGUGGAGAUUGUGCAGGGCCUACCGGCAGAGGCGCAGGAGGCACUGUGGGCCGAGCUGAAGGGCGCAGCGGAGUCGGGCUGGGACUUCUCGUCGCGCUGGUUCCUGCCAGGGCCGCCGCCUGCUGAGGCCACCCUGCAAGACACGCAGACCAGCGCCGUCGUGCCCGUCGACCUCAAUGCCAUCCUGUGCCGCGUGGAAGCGCUCCUGGCCGCCUUCUGCCAGGCGCUUGGGGAUGCUGAGGGGGCUGAGCGGUUCCAGGCAGCUCACGAGCGGCGGGUGGCGGCAGUGCGGGCUGUCCUGUGGAACGAGGCGGCCGGCGUCUGGCUGGAUUACAACCUGGCGCGCGGCAGGCACAACCAGGCCUUCUACCCGUCCAACCUAACCCCGCUGUGGGCCAAGUGUGACCUGGAGGGUGCUGCCACCGAGAAGGCCCUGCGCUACCUUGAGAGCACCCCUGCCCUGUCCUAUGCCCAUGGGCUGCCGACCUCCCUGGCUCACACAGGCCAGCAGUGGGACCUUCCGAAUGCAUGGGCCCCGCUCCAGCAUAUGGUGAUUGCAGGUCUGGCCAAGUCCUCCUCCCCGCAGGCCCAAGCCCUAGCCUUCAGCCUGGCUCAGAACUGGGUGAGAAUGAACCUGGCUGUCUACGAGAGGUACCAGGCCAUGUUUGAGAAGUAUAAUGUUGAAGGUGACGGGAGCCCAGGCGCAGGUGGGGAGUAUGUCGUUCAGGAGGGCUUCGGCUGGACAAAUGGGGUGGCCCUGCAGCUCCUGGAUCUCUUUGGUGACCGCCUCACUGCUGCAGGCUCCUCCCUGCCGCGCUGCUCCUGGGCCUGGAUUGGGGCCUUCCUUGCCCUGCUGCUUGCACAGCAGCAGCCUUUGUGAGGGGCACAAGGAGCACAGCAGGGCUGCUGGCGGAAGGCUGGCGUUGCUCUGCAAUAUUAAAAACUAACCAAACUCCC